Messenger RNA from Aureobasidium pullulans EXF-150, 2364 nucleotides. RefSeq lists its product as uncharacterized. Lineage: Eukaryota; Fungi; Ascomycota; Dothideomycetes; Dothideales; Saccotheciaceae. The record is from RefSeq and is a predicted model, not a curated record. Bases 1 to 2364 code for a protein of 787 amino acids. Gene Ontology annotation, molecular function: nucleobase transmembrane transporter activity; nicotinamide riboside transmembrane transporter activity. Gene Ontology annotation, cellular component: plasma membrane; fungal-type vacuole membrane. Gene Ontology annotation, biological process: nucleoside transmembrane transport. The transcript has 5 exons.
AUGGGUGUCUCUAACAAAGUCACUGACGACAAUGAGGGCAAUGUCAUGGACAUCGCCCUCGGAUCUCUACGUGCACGUAAGAUCCCUCUGCUCAAAGUUGAGGGUCUAUCUUGGAUCCUCGAUCAAAACCUCCGCCCAGCAAUUGUCGUCGGCUAUGGCACGAACGACCCCGAGAAGAUGUCCAGCAUUCAUCACAUCAUCAAGUUCCACGUCAGAAAGCGCCCCAUCUUCAACGUAGUCUCUGCCAUGGAGGACUACGCCGUAAAGCAUACUCGUGUAGCUACGCCUAACGUCGUGAUCUUCGAUGGAAAGAUUCCUGCUGCCGACAUCACUUCAGCCAGGCACUAUCUGCAGGGACAUCGUGGUCUCGAAGUCCCUCUAAUCGACGGCUUCGAGGAAGAUGUCGGCGACAAGGGCAAGGCCAAGACGAAGAUUGCAGCUAAGCCUAAGGUUAAGGUUACCAAGACCAAGGUCGGUAAGAAGGCAAAGGUUCACAAGCGCGUCAGCUUCUUGAUCGAGGACGAUGAAGAUGACGGUCCCAUCCGUCGUUUGACACCAAUCAGAAGUCAACCCGUCUUCCAGGGGAAGUCACAGGCUGGAGGCCCAUCUGCAGAUGAGAGUGGCCAGUCCUCGUCCGAACGCGCUGACAGUGUCAUGGGAGAGUUCAGCUCCAGAGUGUCGUCUCCUAUCACCUCAAAGUCUACCUUCAAGACCUUAGCAGGUCUCACCCAGGUGAUUGACCCUGACACUCCCAUGCAUUCUGUCGAAGGUUACGGUCUCCAAACCCCAACCAGCUCGAUUGACGGAAAAUCUGGCGACAUCGACAUGCUGAGCGAAGAUCCAUGGUCCCUCAACGGUUGUGGUAGCACCAUGGCUCCCCCUAAGCACCCUGGCACAUACACCGCCCACGAGACAGACCCAACAUCAAAAAGCACCGAGACUGAUCCCAUCUACACAUAUACCUCAGAAGUCGAGCCAUACAACACAAACACCGAUUCGAACAUGGAGCGCGUACGGCAGCUAUGGCAGCAAGAGCAGGACUACGAGCCGAUCGAGGGAGGAUCAGUCGAGGAGGAACAACAAAGACAAGAGCUACGGGAGUCUUCGUCCUUUUCAUGGGCGGAAUACUCAAUCUUCCUGCUGCUCGGUGUGGCAAUGCUAUGGGCGUGGAACAUGCUGCUCGCCGCCGGGCCGUACUUCCAGAGCCGCUUCGCAUCGAGUGACCGUCUCCUGGACAAUUUCCAGGCCUCAGAGCUCGCUGUCUCCAGCAUCACCAACCUGGGCAGCAUGUUAGUUCUCACCAAUAUGCAGGCUCGCGCUUCGUAUCCUCGUCGUAUCGUCAUGUCUCUGUUGAUCAACCUCGUCGCCUUCGCACUGCUCGCCCUCUCGACAUGGUUUGCUCUUGGUGUUAGCGCCAACGCCUACUUUGCCUUUCUCAUCUUCAUCGUCUUCGUCACCAGUCUCGCCGCCGGCCUGUGCCAGAACGGCGUCUUCGCUUUCGUGUCCGGCUUUGGUCAGCCGCGUUAUACCCAGGCCAUCAUGACAGGCCAGGGCGUUGCCGGCGUCCUCCCCUGCAUCGCUCAAAUCCUUUCGGUGCUUUCUGUGGCCAAGUCGCCGUCAGAUGAGAAGUCUCCAGAUGGAUCAGAUACUUCUCCAGCGGUGCCUGGAACCGCUGCUUUCGCAUACUUCCUGACCGCGACUGUCAUCUGCGCCUCUACACUCCUCGCUUUCUUCUUUCUUGUCAGACAACAUAACACGAAGAAAGCCGUCACGGCUCACGAAGAUCUGGCAUCCUCUGUUGACAGCAUCGAGCAGCGCAGCAGGAAGUCUGUGCCACUUGCUGUCCUUUUCCGUAAGCUGCGCUGGCUCGCGGCUGCUGUCUUCUUGACAUUCACCGUUACUAUGAUGUUUCCCAUUUACACCCAACGUAUCUUGAGUGUCAGACAGUCAGACACCUCAUCCCGUCUUUUCCAAGCGCCUUCCUUCAUCCCUCUGGCGUUCCUCUUCUGGAACGCUGGUGACCUACUCGGUCGCUUGCUACCUGCUGUUCCUAGCCUUUCACUCAUACAUCGUCCAAAGCUCAUCUUCGUACUUUCUAUCGCUCGUGUUGGCUUCAUCCCCCUAUACCACCUCUGCAACAUUCGUGGUCAAGGUGCUGUUGUCAACAGCGAUUUGUUUUACCUAGUCGUUGUACAAUUGCUGUUCGGCCUAACCAACGGCUAUCUUGGCAGCAUGUGUAUGAUGGGCGCUGCCGAAUGGGUCGACCCGGAGGAAAGAGAGGCAUCGGGUGGGUUUAUGGGCUUGUGUCUCGUAGCCGGUCUUGCAUUCGGCAGUUUGAUCAGCUUCUUUGCCGCAAAAGCAUAG